AUGUUGUGUGUUAAUAUGGAAGGCGAUUUUGAAACACUUUUUCUGAUUGGAAAGGCGUUAAAACCCCUUUGUUUUAAGAACAUAAUCGUCAACGAUCUUGGAGUAACGUGGAAGGCUAAUCGUAAAGCUUGGAUGACACAAGAAUUAAUGAAAGAAUGGUUAUCGAAUUUCGAUAGAAAAAUGCAAGGCAAAUCAAAGAAGCAUUACAGUUAG
Macrosiphum euphorbiae (potato aphid) is the source of this 213-nucleotide messenger RNA. The record is from the annotation of a GenBank genome assembly. Lineage: Eukaryota; Metazoa; Arthropoda; Insecta; Hemiptera; Aphididae.